Messenger RNA from Zygosaccharomyces rouxii, 4449 nucleotides. It is a transcript of the gene REV3, whose product is annotated as DNA-directed DNA polymerase. NCBI's taxonomy places the organism in Eukaryota, Fungi, Ascomycota, Saccharomycetes, Saccharomycetales, Saccharomycetaceae. The coding region runs from base 1 to 4449 and encodes 1482 amino acids. The record is from RefSeq and is a predicted model, not a curated record. Gene Ontology annotation, biological process: double-strand break repair via homologous recombination; error-prone translesion synthesis. The transcript has a single exon. Gene Ontology annotation, cellular component: zeta DNA polymerase complex; nucleus. Gene Ontology annotation, molecular function: nucleotide binding; DNA binding; DNA-directed DNA polymerase activity.
AUGUCUAGGCAGGAACCGUCUAGUUUGGAUUUUAUAUCUCCAGUUAAUCCAGAUUGGAUGCACCUGCAGUUAAAUGAUUAUGACUUUUACACGACAAGACCCAGUAGUUUAGACACCGCCCAUGGUAACAGUUUACCGAUGAAUCAAUAUUCCUCAGUACCUGUAAUUAGAAUAUACGGAUGUCUGCCCUCGGGGCACCAAGCAGUGUGUCAUGUACAUGGUAUAUUCCCUUACAUUUUUAUCGGUUAUGAUGGCAAAAAGCAGGAUUCAUCCACUGAUAUGAACCACAGAUGUGCCAAGCUACAUCGUCUACUGGAGUCAAAAUGUCAAGAGUUUGCAGGAAAAAAUGAAAAAGUUCCUAGUGGGCAGCCACUUGGUGCUCUCAGUUAUAUCGCUAAUGUUUCAGUGGUGAAGGCGGUUCCCUUCUACGGUUUCCAUGUAGGAUGGUCAUUGUUCUACAAAAUUUCGCUAUUAAAUCCAGGUCUAGUUAAUAAGUUUUCUGAUUGGAUCAGAGAUGGUAAAAUGUUUGGCAAAAGGGUAGAGUCUUACGAAACCCAUUUGCCCUAUUUAUUACAAUUCUCAGUGGAUUUCAACCUAUUUGGUUGUUCUUGGAUGGAUUUCAACCAAUGCUAUUUCCGUGAACCUCUGCUGAAUCCAAUUUUAAGCUUAGAUGUUUUGCUAAUGAAUCAAGACUUGAAAACAAUCCUUCGAAGAUUUUACCAUCCGAAUUCAAAUGCACUGUGUAAGAAGGAUUUCCCCAGAAUGGGGAAUGGUCUACUUGAAAUUGAUAUCAUUCCACAAUAUAUUCGUAACAUCGAUAAUUUACAAUUCACUGGUGAAUCCCACGAUUCCUCAGGGACUUCAAGAGAAGAAUUGAGCAAACCUUACGUUACCUCUACUAAGAACAUUGUUAGAGAUAUCUCCAUGCAAAGAAAAGCCAUGUCUUUGGAGCCCUUUAAGGAUCCACCAAGUUUGGAACGUUAUGACAUUAAUGACCAUUGGCAAUCAUCUGAUAGCUUUGCCAGUGCUUUCAAGAAUUUUACGCAGAAACUGAACCAGAACCCGAAAAAUGAACACUUUGGGGAUGAUUCUUCGUUAUUUACACACGUCAACAAACCUCAUGAACUUUUGUCGGAACUGUGGCCCUCUAGGCCAACGGCUAUUCCGUCGGCGGUUACAGAAUCCAACAAUGAGGUAGAGGAUGGAUUAAUCGACACUUUGGAAAAUGAUUACGUCAUAGUCAACUCUAGUGAUACAGAAAAUGAUGACAAGGGUUUAGAGGAGAACGAUUCUCCGCUUGCUGAAGAAUAUCAACAAAAUCAUAGUACGGUGCCAGUUCCGGAUGGAGAGGUACCUGCUCCGGGUGGAGAGAUACCACCGCUGUCAAUGGAUGUGGCGAUGACCCAAAAGAUGGCUAAAAAACGGAAAUUCACUUUCACUCAAACUGCUACACAUUCAAAUGUCAAAGUACAGAAAAGAAAGCCCAAGAAAAUUGGUAUCAGAUAUGAAAGAAACGCUUACAGGUUUAAAAAUCCCCCAGUUGAUUAUUCUUCCACUUUGCCCGGUCUAGAAGAUUUAGGAUUCCCCAAGCAAGAUUACAUAGAUCCGUUCUUUGGAGAUCCAAAGGAUUUAAAGUCAAAACCAUACGUCUAUGCUGGGAAAAGAUUUGAAAUUGGCUCCACCCAUUUAAGUUGCAGAAUACCCAUGACCUUUGAGGAAGAAAAUAUAGUAGAAGGUAAAGUGAGAAGUGGAAAUGUCUUUCAUUCCUGGAAAUACUUAAGACGACCGCCCGAAUUUCAAACGGUAAAACAUGAGACUGAAUCCAUGAGAAGGACCAAAUCAUUUAUUUCACAAAUCGAACGAUCAUCGUUUCAGAGAAAAGCUAUAAUCAGGGAAAAAAACAAUGCACCCGAGGAGAAGAGUAGUAUCUUUUCUCCGAAUACUUUGACUCACUUUAGUAUGGAGAUCCACGUAGAGACUGAAGGAUCUAAAAAGCCUGACCCUGUCAGGAAUGAAGUUAAAAUGGUUGUGUGGUGUUUAGAAAAGGAAUCCUUUCCCUUUGAUUUAGACAUCUCUCAUGAAGGCAUUCUCGCUGUAGUAGAUCAAACCGCUGAACCUCAUUUGGCAAAUCAUAUCGUCCAAGGUGCUGGUGAUGUACCAGUAGCAUUUUACAAAACAGAAAUGGAUAUGUUUGAUGCAUUGACAGAUCUAGUUCUCUUUUUUGAUACAGAUAUCCUAUCAGGUUUUGAAAUUCAUGACGGAUCAUGGGGUUAUAUAAUCGAGAGAUGCAGAAAGCACUAUGGAAUUGAGAUAUCCGAAGACUUUUCAAGAGUCAAUUCCAACUUGAAGAAUAAGGCACGAGAUAGAUGGGGCUUCACUCAUGCAUCAGGGAUAAUGAUUGCCGGAAGACAUAUGAUAAAUGUGUGGAGAAGCAUGAGAUCAGAGUUGAACUUAACGCAGUACAGCUUGGAAAAUUUAGCGUUUGAACUGUUAGAUGAACGGAUACCCCGUUUCUCAUUCCAAGCACUCACUCAAUUAUGGAGGAACCGCCAACACCCUUCGAACGUAAAAACAGUAAUCAAUUAUUGGAUGACACGCGUAAGAAUGAAUAUAAGACUUCUACAGAAACAAGAUUACAUCGCCAGAAUAGUAGAGCAGGCGAGGUUGACAGGAAUUGAUUUUUACUCAGUCUAUUAUAGAGGAUCACAAUACAAAGUCGAGUCAAUUCUUUUCCGUCUUUGCAAGCAGGAAGAUUUUCUUUCAUUAUCUCCCAGUAGAAAACAGGUCAAAAACCAGCGAGCACUGGAAUGCGUUCCUUUGGUCAUGGAACCCGAAUCUGCCUUCUACAAAAGUCCUGUUGUAGUCCUGGAUUUCCAAUCACUGUAUCCUUCGAUUAUGAUAGCCUAUAACCUUUGCUACUCUACAAUGGUUGGAAGGGUCAGAGAUUUAGAUUUCAAGAAUGAGCUUGGUGUAACCAAAUUCCCCUUUCCCAAAAAUGCAUUUAAUACCUUAGAAGAGCACACGAGGAUAACUGCCAACGGAAUAGUAUAUGUGAAGUCAUCUUACCGUAACUCCACUUUGGCUAGGAUGUUAGAGGACCUUUUAUAUACAAGGAGGUUGGUUAAAAAAACCAUGAGCGAUGUGGGGUCGAAAAAUUCUUCCUUGCAGAAACUACUUAAUCGCCGACAACUAGCGCUAAAGUUGAUAGCUAACGUAACCUAUGGGUAUACAUCAGCAUCUUUUUCAGGUAGAAUGCCAUGCUCAGAUUUAGCCGACACCAUCGUACAAACCGGAAGAGAGAUUUUAGAGAAGGCAAUUGAAUUUAUCGAAGCCAAUGAAAAAUGGGGGGCUAAAGUAAUAUAUGGCGAUACUGACAGUCUUUUCAUAUAUUUACCGGGAAAAUGUCGAUACGAAGCCCAUAAUAUUGGUGAAGAGAUGGCAACAGAAGUGACCAAACGCAAUCGAUCCCCCAUAUCGCUUAAGUUCGAGAAAGUUUAUCAUCCUAGCAUACUACUUAGUAAAAAAAGAUACGUCGGGUUCAUGUACGAAUUACCUUCGCAACUACAACCAAUCUUCGAUGCAAAGGGUAUUGAGACGGUAAGAAGAGAUGGCCAUCCUGCUCAGCAAAAGAUUGUUAAGAAAUGCAUCCAAAUCCUUUUUCGAACCAAGGACUUAUCUCAAGUGAAAAAAUAUGUACAGGAACAAUUCGUCAAGAUCCAUCAAAGCAAAGUGUCCUUACAAGAUUUUUGUUUUGCCAGAGGGGUACGUUUAGGUUCUUAUAAGAGUGAGAAGACAGCUCCACCUGGUGCAGUGGUAGCGACAAGACAGAAAGAACAUGAUCAUAGGUCUAGACCACAGUAUAAGGAACGGGUUCCAUAUGUGGUAGCUCGAGGCUCAGUAGGCCAAAUAUUAAGGGACAGAUGUAUCUCCCCAGAGGAGUUUUUAACAGACGAAACUUUGGAGCUCGAUUCAGAUUACUACAUCGAAAAGACUCUAGUACCGCCGCUAUCCCGACUUUUUAAUAUCAUGGGAGUAAAUGUUGCUGAGUGGGCUUUUGAAGUCACUAGAAAUCAAUCUUCCCCAGCCCACAGAGAAGCAAAAAAUAUUGAAAAGGUGAUAUUAAAUUUAUCAUGUAUUAACUGUGGUAAUGACACUACAACGAAAUCCCAGCUAUGUGAAAAAUGUCAGAUGGAAUCCCUACAAACGUCAGGGAAUCUUCUAGAGAGAAGAAAUUACAGAGAAAGAGAAAUCAAGACGAUUAAUACUGUCUGCAGAAUCUGUUCCUACCGCUAUACUCAAGAUGCAGGUGAGAUGGGAGGUCAGGUAGCAUCGCUAUGCGAAUCACAUGACUGUCCUGUCUAUUUCAGUAGAGUAAAAGCCGCUGGAUAUAUCAAUUCUACAGUCAACAGAAGAAUUGCGGAAGCUUUAAAUUCAAUUAACCAUUGGUGA